AUGGACGCCCAGCAGCAGCAGCAGCAGCAGCGAGCCGGUGCACCACAGCCGCCGGCGGGCGGAGGCGGUGACUACUCGGCUAUUUUCAUCGUUCUAUGUUCCUUUAUCGCUAUUGCCGCAAUGGUUAUAGUUCCUUCAGCCUCAAAUUUAAACCAGAGUUUGUCUAUUUUGCAUCAAGUUCCUGAAGGUCACGUUGGGGUCUAUUGGAUGGGAGGUGCCCUCUUGAAUACAAUCACUGAUCCAGGUUUCCAUUUGAAAUUGCCUGUGAUAACCCACUUUGAGCCUAUUCAAGUGACUUUGCAGACAGAUUUGGUGAGAGACAUCCCUUGUGGAACAAAAGGAGGUGUAAUGAUUAGCUUUGAGAAAAUAGAAGUUGUUAAUCGUCUUCGCAAGGACUAUGUAUACGACACAUUACUCAACUACGGCGUUCAGUAUGACCACACGUGGAUAUAUGACAAAAUCCACCACGAGAUUAAUCAAUUCUGUAGUGCUCAUUCCCUUCAACAAGUUUACAUUGAUAUGUUCGAUCAGAUUGAUGAUAAAAUGAAAGAUGCCCUUCAGGCAGACUGCACUCGUUAUGCUCCUGGUAUUGAAAUUAUAAGUGUGCGUGUCACGAAGCCUAAAAUUCCUGAUAGUAUAAGGAGGAAUUUUGAGCAGAUGGAAGAGGAGCGCACCAAGGUAUUGAUUGCCAUGGAGAAACAAAGAGUUUCUGAGAAGGAAGCUGAAACUCAAAAAAAAAUUGCUGUUAGUGACGCUGAAAAGAAUGCUCAUGUCAGUAAGAUUCAGAUGGAACAAAAGCUAAUGGAGAAAGACAGUUUGAGGAGGCAGGAAGAAAUUUCUAAUGCAAUGUACUUGGCUCGUGAAAAGAGCUUGGCUGACGCCAACUAUUACCGCACUAUCAAAGAAGCCGAAGCAGACAAGUUGAAGCUUACUCCUCAAUAUUUGGAACUCAAAUUCAUUGAAGCUAUUGCCAACAACACCAAAAUAUAUUUCGGCAACAAGGUACCCAACAUGGUUCUCAAUCAAAGGCUUCUGGGUAACUUUUUACAAGAAGAUGUCAGAGAGGAGAAAUCGGAAACGUAA
Molecule: messenger RNA, 1083 nt
Organism: Striga hermonthica
Lineage: Eukaryota; Viridiplantae; Streptophyta; Magnoliopsida; Lamiales; Orobanchaceae
Source: the annotation of a GenBank genome assembly